Molecule: messenger RNA, 1590 nt
Organism: Colletotrichum truncatum
Lineage: Eukaryota; Fungi; Ascomycota; Sordariomycetes; Glomerellales; Glomerellaceae
Product: quinate permease
Biological process (GO): transmembrane transport; carbohydrate transport
Cellular component (GO): membrane
Molecular function (GO): carbohydrate:proton symporter activity
Source: RefSeq, a predicted model, not a curated record
AUGGGUAUCGCUAGGUUUCUCCAGCGCAUCGUGAAGAACGAUGCAAUGAAGGAGGAUCCUAUAGAGAUCUACGGAUGGAGGGUCUUUGCUCUGGCGUGUGCUUCAUGCUUUGGAGGAAUGCUUUUCGGUUGGGAUAUAGGAGCAAUCGGCGGCGUCCUCGCCAUGGAGGAAACCCAGAAGCAGUUCGGCUAUUUCGAAGCAUCCAAGACCGAAAAGUCCAACCAGGACCAGAACAUCGUCUCGACUCUUCAGGGCGGCUGCUUUGCCGCCUGUCUCAUCACCCCAUACCUCACCGACAAGUUCGGCCGCCGCUGGUCCCUCAUCGUCACCGGUAUCAUCACUACCAUCGGCGUCGUGUUCCAAGCAGCCUCGGCUGAGCAUGGAAACUUGCCUCUGAUGUUUGUCGGUCGCUUCGUCGCCGGACUAGGCGUUGGAGCCGCGUCGAUGCUCACGCCGCUUUAUGUCUCUGAGUGUGCCCCAAGAGCUAUCCGAGGAGGCCUUACGGCAUUCUACCAACUAUUUAUUGUCACAGGAACUAUGAUGGCAUUCUGGAUCAACUACGGCUCUCUUCUUCACAUUUCAGGCAAGGCUUUGUACGCCGUACCUCUCGCGCUGCAGGCCGUCCCCGCUGUGCUGCUGUCCAUCGGCAUGUUCUUCUGCCCCGAGAGUCCUAGAUGGUGUGCCAAGCAGGACCACUGGGAAAAGACGAAGAACAUUCUGGUGCGGCUUAGAGGCCUGCCUGGCGACCACUCCUACAUCCAGGGGGAGUUGAACGAGAUGUCUCAGCAGCUUGAAUCCGAGCGCCGUCUUGUCGGAGACGCAACUGCCAUGACCCUCCUCAAGGAGAUGUGGCUUAUUCCUGGAAACAGAAAACGUGCCAUUCUCUCCGUCAUGCUAAUGAUUUGCCAACAAAUGGCUGGCGUCAACGCCAUCAACUACUACGCACCCCAGAUCUUCAAGAACCUUGGAAUGAGCGGCACAGAAGCAUCGCUCUUCGCCACGGGUAUCUACGGUGUCGUCAAGGUCGCGGCCUGCGCGUGCUUCCUCACCUUCGUGGCAGACUCUCUCGGCCGUCGAUGGAGUCUGAUUUGGACCGGUUUUGCCCAGGGUCUGGCCAUGUUCAUUGUCGGCAUCUACGGUCGUGUGAGCCCCCCUGUUGAGGGACAGCCUAUCCCACCCUUCGGCUACGUCGCCAUCACCUGCAUCUUCCUCUGGACCGUCUUCUUCCAGUUCGGCUGGGGACCUUGCUGUUGGAUUCUCGUUUCCGAGAUCCCCACCGCCCGACUACGUGCCAUGAACGUCGCCCUCGGCGCUCUGACCCAGUGGCUGUUCAACUUCAUCAUCGCCCGAACCGUCCUGACGAUGCAGCUGACCAUGGGCUACAAGGGAUAUGGCAUGUUCUUCAUGUUUGGCUCCUUCGGCUUCGCUAUGGGCAUCUUUGUCUACUUCUUCAUCCCCGAAACCAAGGGCUUGAGUUUGGAGAAGAUGGACGAGCUCUUCGGGGUCACGCAGUUGGUCAAGAAGAUCGACGACGAGCCUGAGGCGCGGGUGGGCAGCAUCCACGAGCAGCCGAGCGAAAAGCGACAGUAG